This is a messenger RNA of Chlamydomonas reinhardtii, 3571 nucleotides long. RefSeq lists its product as uncharacterized. The coding region runs from base 235 to 3057 and encodes 940 amino acids. Gene Ontology annotation, cellular component: cytoplasm. NCBI's taxonomy places the organism in Eukaryota, Viridiplantae, Chlorophyta, Chlorophyceae, Chlamydomonadales, Chlamydomonadaceae. The record is from RefSeq and is a predicted model, not a curated record. Gene Ontology annotation, biological process: innate immune response. The transcript is spliced from 14 exons.
CUUGAAUUAUUAGGGUCAGCGAGCUCUUGUGAGGGCUCUGAACUCUUCCGUUGACUCGCGCUCUUCAGCUCUCAAGGAAAAGGGGCCGACUCUGCAUAGACAAAUGACGUAGCAACUUAUGAAUAAGACAACUUGACCUUACCAGGUUGGUCUUCAACAACGAAAUCGCGCAAGCGACAGCAGCUGCGCCCAAAUAAACAGACAGAGACUUCGGUGCACACGCUGCGCCCAACCAUGGACCUCGAGGACUUUGAUGACGACUCAUCGCUGACGCCAGCGCAGCUCAUCGCCAAGCAAAAGCAAGCCUUCGGCGGCGAUUCCGACCUCAACUCUGCGUGGCGUGGGGGUGCACAGCCAACGCGGCCAGCACGAAGGGAUGACGACUUCCGUAUCCCUGCAGCAGGCAACACAGCGGGGCGGGCCAACUUUGGCCCGGGCGGGGCUCUGGGCAACCCCGGAAAGCUGGCGGGCGAGCUGCAGCAGCUGGACCUGGGUGGCGGCCGGGGCGGCGUGGAGGACUUUGGGCUGGCGGCUGAGACGGCGCCGGUGACGCGGAGCGCGCUGCCGCCGCCAAGUGCCCGGGUGGGCAGCCUGCAGCCGCUGGGCGGCCCCGGCGCCCCGCGGCCUGGCGCCCUCGCCCCCUCGCCACUGCGGCCACUGCCUGCUCCGCUCCAACCGCCGGCACCGCCUGCCGACGCGGGCGCCUUCGGCCUCGCCGCCGAGACCGCCCAGGCAGCAGCCGCGGAUGCGCUGCCACCGCCGCUGGGCCCGGGCCUAGGGCCGCAGCUCGCGCCGCUGCUACCGCCCGCGCCACCGGUUCCGGCUCCACUGACGCAACCGCAGGCGGCUGGUGGCUUCGGGCUUUCCGCUGAGGUGCAGGCGGAGUCAGCACGGGCGCCACCGCUUGGCUUUGGCGCAGCGCCAGCGCCUCUGGGUGCCGCACCGCCCGCACCGCAGCCGCUGCAGCCCUCCUACGGCCUGGCCAGUGACGUGCAGGCUGCGGCCGCGGGGGGCCUGCUGGGUGCAGCCGCUCAACAGCAGCAGCAGCUGCAGCAACAGCAACAAAUGCAGCAGCUGCAGCAACAGCAGUACGAGCAACAGCAGCAGUACCAGCAACAGCAACAGCAACUGCAGCAGCAGCAAUACCAGCAACAACAACAGCAACUGCAGUACCAGCAACAACAACAGGAACUGCAGCAGCAGCAGCAGCAGCAGUACCAGCACCAACAGCAGCAGCAGUACCAGCACCAACAGCAGCAGCAGUACCAGCAGCAACUGCAGCAACAACAGCAGCAGUACCAGCAGCAGGCCGGGCCGCAGCUGCAGCCGCCGCCGCCCGGGCAGUACGGGCUGGCGGCGGAGGUCACGGCGGCGGCGCCGCAGCUGCUGACGCAGCACAUGGACCCGGCGACUGACCCCUACAUGCAGGCUGCGAUGCUACAGGCGCAACAGGGCACGCCGCAAGGCCAGCUGCACUCGCCGGCCUGGAACCAGCCGUUUGCUGACACGUUCAGCCUGGAGCAGCUGCCGCCCGACCAGCGCUGGCUGCACCUGCAAGCGCGGCAGGCCGAGCGCAUCAUCACGCAGCUGUACGCGCAGGGCACACAGCCCAAGGUGGUGGACAUCAAGGACGUGCGCGAGAAGCUGCUGGACAGCACCUGCCCGCCGCGCCUGGCCUACGUGGCGGCGGUGGAGCAGGCUGUGCAGCCGGACGGCCGCCUCCCGCCCAACUGCCGGCCCUCGCUGCUGCAGACCAAACUCAAGAACGGCCAGAACAGGCUGCGCAAGCUGCUGGAGCCCACCAUCGAGCCGGGCUCCCAGGGCUUUGUGGACCUGGCCUACAACGCACAGGGCGCCCUGCAGCCCGAGGCCAGCCGCGUGUGGUCCUUCGGCCUGUCGCUGGUGCAGGCAGACGGCGUGGGCAAGUCAGGGCUGCAGCGUGUGCGUGCGCCCUGCCUGUACAUCGCCCGCAUCGCGCUGUUCGACCGCCGCGCCAACCGCUUCCUGGGCAACGUGCUGGGCGUGCGGCCCGAGUCCGUGGGCAACUACGACAAGCGCUGGGUGUUUAACCCCGACGAGCGCGUCAUCGUGCGCUGCGGCUGCGUGCAGUCCGACCCCCAGGCCGGCACUCGGCUGGUGACGGACGACGCGCUGAGCCUGUACAUCGAGUUCAACACCUCCUACCGGCUGACCGUGGAGGACACAGUCAACAUGCCGCAGAGCGAGGAGCGGUGCUCCCAGCUGCUUGACGAGAUCAACACGUGCUGGGCCAUGGUGAGCUUCAAGAAGUGCGCGCAGCUGCAGCGCGAGGUGGCCAUCAGCGUGCCGCUGCACCACGGCUCCAUCUACGACCCGCAGGACAUGGACGCAUUCUAUGCAGAGAAGCGCAGCAAGACGCCGUUCCGCUCCGCCUUCAAGGGCCGCGAGAACCCGGUGCUGCAGUUCAGGGUGGGGCCGCUGGCAGCAGGCAAGCCGCCGCUGGUGCCGUACGCCUACAUGCCCCCCACCAUGCUGGGCACCUCGGACCUGGCCACCGCGCUGGGCGCCUACCGCAUGAGCCUGGCGCUGACGCUGGGCCGCCAGGCGGGCCCCUUCGCCGCCGCCGCCGACCCGGUGCUGGCUGGCUUCCCGCCGCUGCUGGGCGACCACCACCUGCUGGCGGAGUUCCUGACCCGCUGGCGCGACAUCAGCACCAAGAUGACGGCGCUGCUGGACACGGGCUGCUGCGGCCCCGACGUGAUGCCGCCGCUGCCGGCGCUGGUGGAGGCGUUCCGCCGCUGCGUCAUCGAGCUGGCGCCGCUGGCGCACUGCCCCACCAUUCCCUCCCGCCACAUCAACAACUUCGUGGAGUACCAGGGCCACCGGCUGCGCAUGGUGCAGCGCUACUGCCACGUGAUGGACCCCGGCUCCAACAAGAUCCUGGGCGCCCGCCACCCCGUGGAGCCGCUCAGCCACGCCGGCUUCGAGUUCCUGUUCACGCCCUUUGAUGUGUCCGAGGUGCGCGUGUGCAUGGCCGACCGCCUGGAGCACCCGGAGCCCUUCUUCAGGCGCUCAUAGCGGGGCGGCGAACGGAGGCCGGAGGCCAGGGAGCGGCGGGCCAGGGCGGAGGGUCCCGAGGUGGAAGAGGAAGUUGCGGUCUGACUCUUACAGCGGCGCUGCCAGGCGGGCCCUCGACACGUGGGCCGCUGCAGGCGCAUGGCGCGUGGUAGGCAACAUGUACAUGACAUGAAGGUAUUACUUACCGCACUUUGAGGACUGAAGUGCCGGCCAGUGCCAGUCAGGCGUGCCGUAGAGAGAGACCCGGCUUUCCUAGCAUCUUACGCGCGCAUGCCCGCGCAACUGUAUGGUGGAAAGCAAAGGAAGGAACGACGAAGACCAACUGUGUGCAUUUACCAAGGGCUGUGGGACAUGCAACCCGACAGCGGCCGGGGCGUGUCAACUGUAGCGGUGGUGCCGUGGUGGUCAGAUGGUGUGAGGCCCCAACGCUGCUGAGCUACUCGUCCUCCAGGCGAUUGCUUUUGUAUACUUGCCCAAAUUGUGCAGAACCAUUCGCGUGUAAGGUUGUCACCGA